AAUUGGAAGGAAAUUGGAUGUACUUGUACCUUACAAAGACGGAAAAAAACCGGCGGUUUUUUAAGAACCCACCACUCCUUCUAUUCCGCUCUAUUCUAUCACGAUAUUUCUUCUGCUGGGCCUUUGUGUUCCGUUCGAGAUCGGCUUCUGCUGCGAUCCGCCUUUCUUCCUUCAAGAACUUGCUUCCGCUGCAUCUUCCAUCCCCACGAUAUUGAAACCAAAGCAUGUCUAGUAAGAAGGAAGAGAAGUCGCAAGCUGCUGCUGAAAGGAUUAAGGCUGCAGCUCUUAGUGCUGCAAAAGGCCUUAGUCGUGCCCAGGCCGAACGAGCAGCAGCCGCUGCGGCUCGAAACGUUAAUGCUUAUGGGCAGAAGGAAGAGGGCCCUAGCAGAUGGCAAGAGAAGAGGGAAGCGAAGAGGCAGAUGUAUUUGAUGAGUACUGAAAAGGCAGUCAGAUUGGGUGAAAGAAAGGACCUUAAGGCCUCCAUGUCUAGUGCUGGUGGAGCUGCUGCACAAUGCCAGAAAUGUUAUCAGGUGGGACACUGGACUUACGAAUGCAAAAAUGAACGAGUCUACAUAUCCCGACCAUCUCGAACUCAACAACUAAAAAACCCGAAGUUGAGGAUGAAGAUGUCAGAAUCAUAUGAGUUGGACAACCCAGAUUCUGGUAAGGAGAAGAAGAAGACCGAGAAGCAUUCGAAGAAAAGCAAAAGAAAGCAUCGUUCAAAUGCAAAAUCCGGUAGCGACAGCGAGGCCUCUGUUUUCGAGACUGAUAGUGGGUCAUCAUCAGUUACUGGAUCUGAUGAUUCUUCAGAAGGAAGCAGUUCAGAUUACAGCUCUUCAUCUGAAUCAGAGUCAGAAAGGAGGAGUCGAAGGAGGAGAAAGAAGCAAAAGAAGGGGAGGAGAAAGAGGAGGUACAGCUCGUCUUCCGAAUCUUCUGAUUCAGACUCAGGAUCUGAAUCAGAAUCUGAUUCUGAUGACGAGCGUAGUAAGAGGAAGAGCAGAAGGCACAGUAGAAGGCGCUAAGGUAAUCAAUCGAGUGAAGCGAAGCAAAGCGUAUUAGAAGAGUCAUAUUAGAGAGAUUUGAGUUCAUUCAGUUUCAUCCAUCAGUCGUUUAGCCACAACUAGGGACGCUCUUGAUAGAGUUGGUAUCGAGUAAUCUGAAGUUUGGGCUUUUCUAAUUGAGCGUAGUAUCAUUUUCCUUUGCUCUCCUAUAAAUUGUUGUGGAUGUAUAAAUUGUUGAUACUUCAAAUUUUAUGUUUCUACGGAUGCCGAUGUUGGUUGAUGCGAGGAUAUUGCAUUUUGAAUGAAUUUAGGUAACGCUUUAAUGGUGGUGUUGCCCUUGUUUGUCUCA
Molecule: messenger RNA, 1350 nt
Organism: Momordica charantia (bitter melon)
Lineage: Eukaryota; Viridiplantae; Streptophyta; Magnoliopsida; Cucurbitales; Cucurbitaceae
Product: zinc knuckle (CCHC-type) family protein
Molecular function (GO): nucleic acid binding; zinc ion binding
Source: RefSeq, a predicted model, not a curated record